UGCCCCUGUAGGGUAUAUAAGCAGAAGCAGAGGACUCACAGACGCAGCGGCAGCAGCAGACUGACUCCAGCCGACAGCAGCUUCUCCAGCUUCAUCUGAGGUGUGUCCACUCUGCAGUGCAGCAGAUACAAAUCUUUCAUUCUCCUGCGAGGGAUCAUCCACACAGAACAGUUACCAGCAUGUCUGAUCAAAGUGUCACCCCGACUCCCUCUGAUCCCCCCCCUCCACCCUCUGGACGCCCUCCCAAGGUGAUAAACCGUGGCCGCACCACAGUUCCCAUCGCCAGCUCCAACUCUGAGUCAACCGACGUCCCAGAGUUUGAACACUUUGGUGUACCGGGCCCAAGAGGACUCCCACCCCUGACUGAGUAUCUUGACAUCUUAGACGUGGACAUGAUGAAGAAGCCGAAUGAGAGCAACAAGAUGAAUCACCACACCGCGUUGUACCAGUCUGACAAUCUCAUCAUCCGCAGAGGACAGGAGUUUGAGGUCAAGAUCACCUUCAACCGUCCGUUCAAUUCUGCUCAAGACAAGUUUGCUGUGGAGUUUGUCAUUGGCUCCAGCCCACAGUACAGCAAGGGCACCUACAUUCCUGUCUUCCCCACUAAGGAUCGUCAGAGCCCCUGGGCAGGCCGCAUCACAAACACAUCAGACAACACGAUCACCAUGGGCAUCACCCCUGCUGCCGACUGCAUUGUGGGGAAAUACCACAUGUACGUUGCCGUGGCGACGCCCUACGGCAUCCGCAGGACCAGACGGGACAUCAGCCGAGACCUCUACAUCCUCUUCAACCCCUGGGUGGCAGAUGAUGCUGUGUUUCUGGAUGAUGAGAAAGAGAGGGAUGAGUGUGUGAUGAGUGAGAUGGGGAUCAUCUACCACGGCGCCUACGACGACAUCUCUGAGAGAAACUGGAACUAUGGACAGUUCAACUAUGGAGUCCUGGAUGCCUGUCUGUACAUCAUGGACAGGUCUGAGAUGCCUAUCACCAACAGAGGAGACCCCAUCAAAGUGACCAGAAAGGCGUCUGCUAUGCUGAACUCUCGUGAUGACGAUGGCGUGUUGGUGGGGAGCUGGAGUGGCGACUACAGCUACGGAGUGGCGCCCACUUCCUGGACUGGCAGCACAGACAUUCUGCUCAGCUACGCCAGCAGCAAGAUGCCUGUCUGCUACGCUCAGUGCUGGGUCUACGCCGCCGUUUUCAACACCUUUCUGCGCUGUCUGGGCAUCCCAUCCCGGGUCGUCACCAACUUCUUCUCAGCCCAUGACAACGAUGGAAACCUGAAGACUGACAUCAUCCUGGAUGAGAACGGCAGGAUUGACCGCAAGCGUACCAAGGACUCUAUCUGGAACUAUCACUGCUGGAAUGAGUGCUACAUGUCCAGGCCUGACCUCCCAACUGGAUUUGGAGGUUGGCAAGUUGUGGAUGCAACACCACAGGAGACCAGUGAUGGCAUGUACAGAUGUGGUCCUGCAUCAGUCCAGGCCAUCAAACAUGGGCAGAUAUGCUUCCCCUUUGAUGCUGCCUUUGUGUUUGCUGAGGUCAACAGCGAUGUGGUGUUUUAUUCCCGGAAGAAAGAUGGAACAUUGGAACCAGUCAAAGUGAACCGGACUCACAUAGGCCGCCUGGUUUUGACCAAAAAUCCAGGGGACUUGACCCGUCGAGACAUCACCAGUCAGUACAAGUUCUCUGAAGGCAGUACAGAGGAGCGUACGGUCCUGGAAAAAGCAGAGGAGUAUGGCUGCAAACGAGAGAAGUCCAACCCUGCCCUGGCUGAUGUGGACCUGGUCCUGCCCACCCUGGAGAUCAGCGUGGGCGAUGACUUUGAGCUGAGCGUGGAGUUCAUAAACCGGAGCGACCAGGAGCGCACCGUGGACACCUACAUCAGUGGGAACGUGGUGUAUUACACCGGAGUGUCCAGCUCUGAGUUCCUGUUCAGGACUCCCACAGUUGAGAUUGAGCCCAACCAAACUGUGAAGGAGUUGGUGUCUGUCCAGUCAAAGAGCUACAUGAAGCAACUGGUGGAACAGGCCAACCUUCACUUCAUCGUUACUGGGAAGGUCAACGAGACCGGCCAGAUCAUCACCGCCAUGAAAGUCGUCACCCUACGCAAUCCCAAGCUCAGCGUUGAGGUUUCCGGUGGAGGCAAAGUGAAUGAGGAGAUGAUGGCGACCGUGCAGUUUACAAACCCCUUCACCUUCAACCUGGAGGGUGUCUACAUUCGCAUGGAGGGACCUGGGGUCAUGUCACCCAAGUUCAAAUAUUACAGUCUGAUCCCAGGAGGCUCCUCUCUGACCUGGGCCGAGUUUUUCACCCCGCAGAGGAGCGGCUCCACCAGGAUGAUCGCUACUCUGGACUGUCCUGCUCUCAGGCAGGUCUACGGCCAGGCAACCAUCACCAUCGAGCCCUGAGGAUUGCUACAGGGUCACUGAUAACCAACAUUUAACUCAGUUACACUUCAGCCAACAUAUAGGCUUAUAAUAUAGUUAUGCAACUGUAGGUUUACAACAAGUAUAGCUUCAGCACUUAUAAACAAUGGUGAUAGUUUAAAAUACUCUGCAGAGGUGGUAGUCAUAAGAAUAGCAUGUGCAUUAAUAUCUCUCUAAGUAUAAUCAUUUUUAAAAAUUCAAUUUAACAUACGAGAUCACAAUAGUCCAAUUAACCACAAGAAAGCUAUGUGAUUUUUAUGAUUAUGAAAGAAGCAAUCCACAAACAAUGUUAUCUCAGUGUUUUUUAUUGUUUUGUCUUUUUGACCAUUUGAAAAUCUAAAGUUUUUAGCUCAAAAGUAUAAAAAAAUACAGGAGUAUUUCUAUUUUAAAGCUGCAGUAAUCACUUUUUACCACUAGUGGGCAGAAUUGCCCCAAAAAAAGAGUCUGACAUACACAUACAGCCCUGACAUGUAGAGUUGAUAGGGUUAGCAUGCAGACAUUGCCCACUCAAGACUCCAGCAGACAAAGAGCAACAUCAUCAUCCCUCUGGAGUUGUUUUCUGGUCUCCUGAUUUUAUCCAAAUAUACACAUUUGUGUUUAAUCAGUUUGUGUUUCCACCAACUCCUGAGAAAAUUAUCUGUCCUAUAAGAAAAGCUUUUUGCGUGAGUAGAAACAGGGUUAAUUGGGUCAGUGACAGUGAACCAAACAGUAAAUCUGCCAUACAAUUAAAACAACGAGCUAAAAGUGGUUAAAAAUCUCUGUGGAGCUGUAGAGUUGGCUGAUUAUUCUCUCUGAAUAUGAGAUGUUUCAUUUAAUGAACAAAAUAGUGAUCUAUGCAGCUUUAACUUUACCAUUUGAACUAUUUUCUAAAUUAACCCACACUAUACAACAUUGAAAUUUAAACAUCAAUAUUUUUAUCAGAGUAAAGUGCUCUUUCACCUCUUUACCUUCACCUCUAUCUUACACAAAUCUUUACAUAAAUCAUCUUUUUCUUCUUCCUUUAAAGUACAAAUAUCAACCAAAUAAAAGAUUGACAACUGCAUAA
This is a messenger RNA of Lates calcarifer (barramundi perch), 3471 nucleotides long. RefSeq names its product coagulation factor XIII, A1 polypeptide b (gene f13a1b). The record is from RefSeq and is a predicted model, not a curated record. Gene Ontology annotation, molecular function: protein-glutamine gamma-glutamyltransferase activity. Gene Ontology annotation, biological process: blood coagulation, fibrin clot formation; peptide cross-linking. The transcript is spliced from 15 exons. NCBI's taxonomy places the organism in Eukaryota, Metazoa, Chordata, Actinopteri, Centropomidae. The coding region runs from base 180 to 2408 and encodes 742 amino acids.